Messenger RNA from Talaromyces marneffei, 687 nucleotides. RefSeq lists its product as uncharacterized. The transcript is spliced from 4 exons. Lineage: Eukaryota; Fungi; Ascomycota; Eurotiomycetes; Eurotiales; Trichocomaceae. The coding region runs from base 1 to 687 and encodes 228 amino acids. The record is from RefSeq and is a predicted model, not a curated record.
AUGGUCCAAACACUCGAACUCUGGGGUCAUUGGGGAGCUCCAAACCCUUGGAAAGUAGCCAUGGUCUUGGAAGAAUUGUCUCUUCCUUAUCAAAUUAAUUAUCUGGAGUUGACCGAUGUCAAGACUGAAUCCUACUUGGAGGUUACCCCUAAUGGUCGUCUGCCGGCACUCAGGGAUCCUAAUACGGGAAUCACGCUUUGGGAGUCCGGAGCUAUCAUCCUUUAUUUGGUUGAUCAGUACGACAGGGACGGAAAAAUAUCUUACAAGGAUUCACCCGAAAAGUAUCUUUGUCAACAGUGGCUCGCUUUCCAGAUCUCAGGUCAAGGUCCAUACUUUGGUCAAGCCACAUGGUUCGCCCGCUUCCACCCCGAAAAAAUCCAAUCCGCAAUCGACCGCUACAUAAACGAGAUCCUGCGGGUAAUCAGCGUCAUUGACCUCGGACUCCGCAGAAACCCUGCUGCGGGUAACUGGCUUGUAGGUGACAAAUGUACCUAUGCAGACCUGUCAUUUGCCACCUGGGCUUUGGUGGGAUAUGGCUUGUUGAAGGAAUUGGGGAAGAAUGAGGGUCUUGAGAAGGAUUAUCCUAACUAUACUCAGUGGAUUGCGAAGAUGGAGGAGCAGGAGAGUGUGAAGAAGAUUCGGGAUGUGAUGAAUCAGGGGAGAAUUGCACAUAGUUUGAAGGUAUAA